AUUAUGAUAGACGCUGAUGUUUUAUUUUUUCAACCGCCAGAAGUCAUUUUUGAAUCAGCCGGCUACAAGGAGAUGGGUGCUGUCAUUUUUCGUGAUAGAACACUUGAAUAUGGAACUUGGAAUCAUGGACCAUCUUUGAAACGUCUUGUAGAGGAAAUCGCGCAUCCGUACUUGAGUAAUCUUAUUUAUCCCGAAGCUCGAGUUAUGCGCAAGAAAACUGCCCAGGAAAUUGAUGCUGGUGUAGUUGUUUGGGAUAAAAUGCGAACCAUGCCUGCCAUACUCCUUACUUGUCUGCUCAAUAGUUCUCCAUACAAACAUUGGAUUUAUGAUCGAACUCUUGGCGACAAAGAAACAUUCUGGCUUUCCCACGAGGCAUUACACUUGCCUCUUUAUGUCCCAAAAGACAAUGGUGGUUCGAUUGGAAGGCUGACCGAAAGUCGCGGCACUUAUGCUGUCUGUGGUAAGCUAUAUCAUCAAGAUGAGGAAGGAAAACCGCUGUGGUUUAAUGGUGGCGUUGGGCUGCGUGUUCCAUCCAAAGAUUUAAAAAUGGUUCAGCUCACUCAUUGGGCAACGGAAAGCUCCGCCGACAACGUCUAUUGGGAUCUCACAACCGAGCCGUUUUGCCUUAUUGCCAAGUUGGAUGCACCUUCUGGAUACACAGACCCUCACAUUGGAAGUUUGGAUCCUGCUGAAGUAGCUCUUACUCAGAAAAUGUCAGAUCUAUGGAAAGAGUAUUUUCAAUUAUAAUAAAGCUAAACUUGGCUGAAUG
This is a messenger RNA of Batrachochytrium dendrobatidis JAM81, 769 nucleotides long. RefSeq lists its product as uncharacterized. Gene Ontology annotation, biological process: protein O-linked glycosylation. Lineage: Eukaryota; Fungi; Chytridiomycota; Chytridiomycetes; Rhizophydiales. The record is from RefSeq and is a predicted model, not a curated record. The transcript has 2 exons. Gene Ontology annotation, cellular component: Golgi apparatus. Gene Ontology annotation, molecular function: alpha-1,3-mannosyltransferase activity. The coding region runs from base 4 to 747 and encodes 247 amino acids.